This is a messenger RNA of Penicillium subrubescens, 1908 nucleotides long. Its product is annotated as sphingomyelin phosphodiesterase. The transcript has 4 exons. Gene Ontology annotation, biological process: sphingomyelin catabolic process. Gene Ontology annotation, molecular function: sphingomyelin phosphodiesterase activity. Lineage: Eukaryota; Fungi; Ascomycota; Eurotiomycetes; Eurotiales; Aspergillaceae. The record is from RefSeq and is a predicted model, not a curated record. The coding region runs from base 1 to 1908 and encodes 635 amino acids.
AUGUUCGUUCUGCAAUGGGUUUACCUUGCAGGCCUUCUUGGAGGAGCCCUUGCCUCUCCAAGCCAAUCGAUUGCUAAAAGAAGCACCGUCAGCGAAAUUCUGACUGAUAUUGAAGAUGCCGUCACCUGUACAGCAUGCGAGGCACUUCUCGUUGUCCUCCAGGCAUUGGCCCAUUUGGGAAAUGACGAUUUUGUCGAUGUAAUCACCGAAGUCUGUAUUUUGGCAGGGGUUGAGGAUAGCGAUGUUUGCGACGGUGCCAUCUCCCGUGAAGGACCCAUCCUCGCCCAUGAUCUUCGCAAUAUGGACAUUCCUUCCACAACUGAGACACUGUUUUGCUCUACCGUAUUCGGGCUAUGCGAUUACCCCGAUGUCGCGGAAUACACAGUAGACUUUCCAUAUGCUAAGCCAGCCAAUGCAUCGCGUCCAGCUCCCAGUGGAAAAAUCCCUAUCCAGGUUGUCCACAUCAGCGAUAUCCACGUUGACCUUUCGUAUGAGACGGGCGCCAAUUACAACUGUACUAAGAACAUUUGCUGUCGCCCGUACACAUCCGCUGAUGCGCCCGGAAAUACCAGCUACCCGGCUGGUGAGUACGGCAAUCACCAGUGCGAUUCGCCCCUUACACUUGAGGAGAGCAUGUACGAAGCAAUUGCGAGCCUUGUACCCGACGCAUCUUUUACCAUUUUCACGGGUGAUGUCGUCGAAGGCGCCGUUUGGCUUGUCAACGAGACCGAAGUCACCAACGAUCUGAAUGAUGCAUACAAAACCCGGAUGCCUUCUUACCUUGAUUUGGUUUACGGUGUCAUUGGCAAUCAUGAUGUUGCGCCUGUCAACUCAUUCCCUCCUUCCGAUAUCGAUACCACCAUCUCCAGCCAAUGGGCUUACGAUACCCUUUCCUCGGAUUGGACUCAAUGGAUUGGAUCGACAGCUACAAACGGUGCUGAUGAUUAUGGCUCUUACUCUGUCAAGUACCCGAAUGGUAACCUGCGCAUCAUUUCGUUCAACACCAACUUCUACUACAAGGAGAACUUCUGGUUGUACGAGAAGACCAUGCAGUCGGAUCCAAACGGCCAGCUAGCUUGGCUCGUCACUGAGCUUCAGGCUGCGGAGACCGCGGGCGAGCGCGUGUGGCUUCUCGGACACAUGCCCAUGGGAGCCGGUGAUGCAUUCCACGAUGGGUCCAACUACUUCAAUCAGAUCAUCCAACGCUACGAUGCGACUAUCGCAGCUGUCUUCUAUGGUCAUACUCACAAGGACGAGUUUGAAAUUGCCUACUCCAACUAUUCCGCUCAAUCUGCAAGCACUGCCACCAUGAUGUCCUACAUUGCGCCAGCCUUGACCCCAACCUCGGGCAAUCCGACUUUCCGUGUUUACUCAAUUGACCCAGUGACGUUCGGUGUGCUGGAUUUUACUGUCUACAUCACCAACAUGUCGAGCUCUACGUAUCAGACCAAGCCAACAUGGGAGAAGUACUACUCUGCGAAGGAGACCUAUGGUUCUCUCCUCAGUCCCGCUGUCACCGAUAGUGCCGCAGAGCUCACGCCUGCAUUCUGGCAUAAUGUCACCGCACUAUUUGAGAGUGACGAUUCGGUCUUCCAGGACUAUAUUGCUCGGAAGAGCCGAGGAUGGGAUGUUUCGGCUUGCACGGGCGACUGCAAAACGGACGAAAUUUGUCAACUUCGAGCAGCCGAGUCACAGUACAAUUGUGUGACGAUCUCGCCGGGUAUUAAUUUCAAAAAGAAGAAGCGUUCUGACAGUAGCACCGUGAAGGCAGAAAGAGCGUGCGGUGAAUCCGUUAUUGGUGCCAUAUUUGCCAACUUUGAAGAGAGCGUGUCAGCAUUCAAGUCGUCCGCAUCUUCAAAGCUAGGCCAGAGUUUCCUGAACACUACGGUGAACUCCACCGUCGCGUAA